CAAAGCACAUAUGCAGCCGAUUUAACUACUCAAUUAUUAUCUUCUUGUUCAUAAAGACAAAAAGCAUUAUUUAUUUUCCGUAAGACAAAAGCAAAUGGCGAUCGCCUGCAAUAAGCUAGAAGGUACCUUUCCUCUGAGACCCACUGAGAGUUCCAUGGACAAGCCAACCCUCAGAUUAUCCUCUGGAGGAUGGAAAUCGGCCAGGCUAAUCAUCGGUGUCGAAAUGGCGGAACAGUUCGCCUUUUACGGGAUUUCCUCGAACUUGAUAACGUAUCUGACCGGACCACUGGGGGAGUCAACAGCUGCCGCUGCAGCCAAUGUCAACGCAUGGACUGGAACGGUGUCGUUUCUGCCCCUUCUCUGGGGCUUUAUCGCUGACUCGUUUCUUGGACGUUUCCGUACAAUCGUGAUCGCGUCUUCUCUCUAUAUCUUGGGACUUGGGUUGCUGUCUUUUUCAGCCAUGGCUCCUUCUAACUCUAAAGAUCCAAAUCAACUCCAAGUGAUUCUCUUCUUCUGCUCUCUGUAUCUUAUAGCAAUAGGACAAGGCGGUUACAAACCGUGUAUUAAGGUAUUUGGAGCAGAUCAAUUCGAUGGAAAUGAUCUCAAAGAGGCAAAAGCCAAGAGUUCUUUCUUUAACUGGUUAAUGUUUGGAAGUUGUGUUAGCAUAUUGACCACUCGAUUGGUCUCUAGCUACAUUCAAGAAUACCUAAGUUGGUCCUUAGGAUUUGGUAUUCCAAGUGUUUCCAUGCUACUUGCUCUGCUUCUCUUCCUUCUUGGCACUAAGACUUACCGCUUUAGUGCUACAAGAGGAGGAAAGAAAAAUCCGUUUGCUAGAAUCAGUCGUGUUUUCAUGGUUGCUUUAAAGAAUAGAACGCAACCAGAUUCAUAUAUAGCUAACCCGAACGAGACCCUUCUCAUUUACCAGAGUUCCAAGCAAUUCAGGUUCCUCGACAAGGCAGCGAUUUCGUGUAGUUUUGCUGAAAUUGAAGAAGCAAAAGCGGUGCUUAAGCUUGUUCCCAUAUGGCUGACUUGUUUAGUCUACGCUAUUGUAUGUGCACAAUCCCAUACUUUCUUCACAAAGCAAGGAGCCAAAAUGGACAGAUCAAUCUCUCCAGGACUCUUAGUCCCUGCGGCUACACUCCAAUGUUUCAUAAGCCUUACAAUGGUCAUUUUUAUCCCAAUCUACGACCGUCUCCUCGUCCCAGUCGCAAGAUCUUUCACUCAUAACCCUUCAGGAAUCACAAUGCUACAAAGGAUUGGCACAGGGAUUUUUCUCUCCAUCCUUGCUAUGGUAGUAGCCGCCUUGGUAGAGAGAAAAAGGCUCCAAAUCGCUCAUGAUAAUGUCACAAUACUAAUGAGCGUGUGGUGGUUGGUUCCACAGUACGUUCUUUAUGGAGUCUCGGACGUGUUCAUGGUGGGUUUGCAAGAGUUCUUCUACGACCAAGUCCCCAGUGAGCUUAGGAGUGUUGGUAUGGCUCUGAAUCUAAGCAUAUACGGGGUCGGAAACUUUCUAAGCAGCUUCAUGAUAUCAGUCAUUGAUAAAGUCACUAGCCAGUCUGGUCAAACGAGCUGGUUCGAUAAUGACUUAAACCAUGCUCAUCUAGAUUAUUUCUACUGGCUACUCGCUUGUCUCAGCUCCAUUGGUUUAGUCUCCUACUUGUGGUUCGCCAAGUCGUAUCUUUACAAUAGACUAAAUUAAACUUCUAAAAACAUUGUAUCUUCUUAUGUGAAUUAGGGUUUUUUCAUUUCCGAUAUGGGCCUCAUGACCAACCAAAAACAAUAUUCCUUCUUAUGUGA
Messenger RNA from Arabidopsis lyrata subsp. lyrata, 1797 nucleotides. RefSeq names its product protein NRT1/ PTR FAMILY 5.11. The record is from RefSeq and is a predicted model, not a curated record. The transcript is spliced from 4 exons. Bases 95 to 1699 code for a protein of 534 amino acids. Lineage: Eukaryota; Viridiplantae; Streptophyta; Magnoliopsida; Brassicales; Brassicaceae. Gene Ontology annotation, cellular component: membrane. Gene Ontology annotation, biological process: dipeptide transport; transmembrane transport. Gene Ontology annotation, molecular function: dipeptide transmembrane transporter activity; tripeptide transmembrane transporter activity.